AUUGAGUGUAACUUGACUCCAGGUCGGCAGCCGAGAGUUGUUGAACGGACCGAAUCGGGGAGUCUGUGUGGGACCAACGAGUCUGUGACUGAGGUGUCCGGAGGGAAGCGGCAGAACCUGGAAACAUAUGAACUGAGAAGGUGKUUUGUGUCCUCUGGUCACCUGGAAUCAGGAUGCAGUUCUCAGUCAGACUGAGCUUCUUCCUGCUGGGCUUUGUUUUCAUCGCAGUGYUGCCUCACACAGCAAAAGGCCAAGUUUCAUCACCACGGAGAUUUCGUGCAAAAGUCCUGGGUCAGGACAAGCUUGAGGUGUCAUGGAAGGAGCCGAAAGGAGAUUUUGAAGGAUACAAGGUUAUUUACGUCACACGUCCAGGUGGACAACAGAAGGUGCUUGAACUAGCAAAGCAGGAAACGAAGCUGGUCAUUAAAGAUUAUGACCCCUCAAAAGAUUACAACUUUAAGAUCAGUGCUGUGAAUGGUGGGAAGGAGAGCAAACCUCUUCAAGGAAAACAUGAAGCUCAGCAAUCAGGCUCCGAAACGGCUCAGACCCAGGGGACUAAAAAGAGUGAUGUCACACGAGAAAACAACGAGAUCUCGGAAGCUGAAGAUGGAUUCAUGUGCAAGACUCCUGCCAUAGCUGACAUUGUGAUUCUGGUGGAUGGCUCUUGGAGUAUCGGUCGGAUCAACUUCAGGCUGGUUCGAGCCUUCCUUGAAAACCUUGUCACUGCCUUUUCUGUGGAAUUUGACAAAACAAGAAUUGGACUUGCUCAGUACAGUGGAGACCCCAGGAUUGAGUGGCAUCUGAAUGCUCACACUACCAAAGAGGCUGUGAUAGAGGCUGUGAAAAACCUGCCCUAUAAAGGAGGAAACACACUGACAGGUCUGGCUCUCACCUUUAUACUGGAAAACAGCUUCAAAGUAGAAUCUGGGUCCCGGCCUGGUGUUCCAAAAAUAGGAAUUCUCAUCACUGAUGGGAAGUCCCAAGACGAUGUGAUUCCUCCUGCCCAAAGCCUGAAGGAUGCUGGGAUAGAACUGUUUGCUGUUGGUGUGAAAAACGCAGAUGAAAACGAGCUGAAGGCCAUUGCGUCUCCUCCCGAGGAGACUCACGUCUACAACGUGGCAGACUUCAGUGUGAUGAGUGACAUCGUGGAAGGUCUCACCAAGACAGUCUGCGACCGUGUGGAGCAGCUUGACAAAAAAAUAAAAGGAGGAGGAGGAGAGCCAGCUCCACCCGUCACCUCCAUUGCAGCCCCUCGUAAUCUGGUGACAUCAGAGAUAACAGCUCGUAGUUUUCGGGUCACAUGGAACCACGCGCCGGGCCUAGUGGAGAAAUAUCGAGUGGUGUACUAUCCAGCCAGUGGAGGACAACCAGAAGAAAAGGUGGUUUUGGGGACGGAGAACAGCGUGGAGCUGACCUACCUGAACUCCCUCACAGAGUACCAGGUGGCCGUUUUUGCCGUCUACCGAAGCUCCGCCAGCGAGGCCCUGAGAGGAAGUGCCACCACAUUGGCACUGCCCACAGUGAACAACCUCGAGUUGUUUGAUAUCACUCACAGCACCAUGAGGGUCCGCUGGAAGAUCGCCGCGGGGGCUUCGGGGUACAUGAUCCUGUACGCCCCGCUGACUGAGCAAGAAGCUGCAGAUGAGAAGGAGGUGAAAGUGGGUGAUUCUGUAAAUGAGGUGGAGCUGGAAGGAUUAACUCCGGCCACUGAAUACACUGUGACGGUUUAUGCCAUGUAUGGAGAGGAGGCCAGUGAUCCCAUGACCAGUCAGCAGACCACAUUGCCACUCAUCCCAGCAAGUAACCUACGUUUCCAAGAUGUGGCCCACAGCUCAGUUCGCAUAACUUGGGAUUCCCCUUCCAGAUUGGUGCGAGGCUACCGUAUCAUGUACGUCAAGACCAGCGGAGUUCAAACUACUGAGGUGGACCUUGGUGCUGUGACGAGCCAUUUGCUCAAAAACCUGACCUCCCUGACGGAGUACACAGUCGGGGUCUUUGCUGUCUACAAAGAAGGAGAAGCUCCAGCAGUGACCGAAAGCUUCACCACAAAGAUUGUUCCAGACCCGAUGGAUCUGAAAAGCAGUGAUAUCUCCUCAGAAGGUUUCAGGGUGUCAUGGCAACACCCCGCCUCUGAUGUGGUGCUGUAUCGACUCACCUGGACACCCACCGAUGGGGGAGACAGUGAGGAGGUUCUGGUGAACGGAAACAUUAACACCUAUCUGAUCAAAGGACUGGAAGCCGCCGCCGAAUACGAAGUCCUCCUGGCUGCUAUCUUCACAAACGAGGUUGAGAGUGAUGAGAUAGUGCUAAUAGAAACCACUGCUAAGAGGACAACUACAGUUGCUACAACAACCACAACGACAUUAACACCUCGUUAUGCUGUGAAGAACCUGAAGAUCGAUGAAGAAACCACAUUUAGCAUUCGGGUGUCGUGGCAGGCUGUGGACUCCAGGAAUGUCCGUCAUUAUCGACUGACCUACAUCAGUGCCAGGGGAGACAGAGCAGAGGAGACGAGGACGGUGCCCUCAGGUCAAACCAGCCUGGUUCUGCAGCCUCUCCUUUCAGACACAGACUACAAAGUCACAGUGAUUCCUGUUUAUAAUGAGGGAGAUGGCCCCGUAUCCUCACAAAUGGGUCGGACACAUCCUCUUUCAGCUCCYAGGAACCUGCGAGUGUCAGAAGAAUGGUACAGCCGCUUCAGGAUCAGCUGGGAUGUUCCUCCUUCGCCCACUAUGGGCUACAGAGUCGUCUACCAGCCUCUUUCUGCCCCUGGACAGGCGCUGGAGACUUUUGUUGGCGAGGAUGUGAACACCAUGCUGAUCGUCAACCUCUUGAGUGGGACAGAGUACAGUGUCAAGGUCAUCGCGUCCUACACCACAGGAUCCAGCGAGGCUCUAACAGGAAAGGCCAAGACUUUGUAUCUUGGCGUAACCAAUUUGAGCACAUAUCAAGUGAGGAUGUCUGGUGUUUGUGCUCAGUGGGUGCCUCACCAGCAUGCCAGUACCUACMGACUGGUUAUUCAAUCUGUGACUGGUAGUCAGAAGCAGGAGACGAAGCUCGGUGGAGGCGCCAGCAGACACUGUUUCACCAGCCUGAAGCCCAACAUGGAGUAUAAGAUCAGCAUAUUCUCUCAGAUGCAGGACGGGACCGAAGGACCUGCUGUGACUGCAAAUGUGAAGACAUUACCAAUCCCAACACCAGCACCGGCCAAGCCCCCGACCACCACGCCRCCACCCACAAUCCCUCCUGCUAAGGAAGUUUGUAAGGCAGCCAAAGCAGACCUGGUCUUUUUAGUUGAUGGUUCCUGGAGUAUCGGUGACGACAACUUCCUGAAGAUUAUCCGUUUCCUGUACAGCACCGUCGGAGCUCUGGAUCGGAUAGGCCCAGAUGGCACACAGGUGGCCAUCGCCCAGUUCAGUGACGACGCUCGGACUGAGUUCAAGCUGAACUCCUACGGUAACAAAGAGCGUCUGCUUGAUGCCAUCAACAAGAUCUCCUACAAGGGAGGAAACACUAAAACAGGUCGAGCCAUCCAGCAUGUGAAGGAAAACAUCUUCACCGCUGAGGGAGGAGUCAGGAGAGGAAUCCCUAACGUCCUGGUGGUUCUGACUGAUGGCCGAUCCCAGGAUGAUGUCAAUAAAGUUUCCAAAGAGAUGCAGAUGUCAGGUUACAUUGUGUUUGCAAUCGGCUUCGCUGAUGCCGACUAUGGAGAGCUGGUGAGCAUCGCCAGCAAACCGAGCGACAGGCACGUCUUCUUCGUGGACGAYCUGGACGCCUUUCAGAGGAUCGAAGAGAAGCUGGUGACCUUUGUGUGCGAGGCCGCUACUGCGACUUGUCCAUCAAUACCAAUGAGUGGCAGCACAACCCCAGGUUUCCGUAUGAUGGAGCUGUUUGGACUUGUUGAAAAUAAGUACAACAGCAUCUCUGGUGUUUCCAUGGUACCUGGCACCUUCAAUGCCUUUCCCUGUUUCCACCUGCACAGCAACGCUCUGAUGGCACAGCCAACCAGGUUUAUCCAUCCUGAGGGGCUUCCCUCCGACUACACCAUCACCCUGCUGUUCAGAGUGCUGCCUGACACGCCGGAGGAGCCCUUUGCUAUCUGGGAGAUCCUCAAUAAGAACAACGAUCCGCUUACCGGAGUCAUCCUGGACAAUGGAGGAAAAACUCUGACAUUCUUCAACAACGACUACAGGGGAGAUUUUCAGACUGUCACAUUUGAAGGUCCAGAAAUCAAAAAACUCUUCUUCGGAAGCUUUCACAAGCUGCACAUUGCAAUCAGCAAGACGAGCGCCAAAGUGUUCAUCGACUGCAAAAUGGUGACAGAGAAGUUCAUCAACGCAGCAGGAAACAUCACCACAGACGGAGUGGAAGUUCUGGGCAGGAUGGUUCGCUCCCGAGAGAACAAGGACAACUCUGCACCGUUCCAGCUCCAGAACUUUGACAUUAUUUGCAGCACAUCCUGGGCCAACAGAGACAAGUGCUGUGAACUGCCUGGUCUGAGGAAGGAGGUAGACUGUCCAGCCUUACCCAAAGCCUGCACCUGCACACAGGACAGCAAAGGUCCAGCUGGUCCUCCCGGAGUGCCUGGCGGUCCUGGAAUCAGAGGGGCCAGAGGUGAUCGUGGAGAGCCGGGUCCAGUGGUAAGUUGUACUGCUUUACUCUUUUUAAAGCCACCGCUGUGUGGAAAGGGUGAUGAAAUCUKUAUCAUUCUGAAUGAAACUUAAAACCAGGUGUAAUUU
Molecule: messenger RNA, 4739 nt
Organism: Poecilia reticulata (guppy)
Lineage: Eukaryota; Metazoa; Chordata; Actinopteri; Cyprinodontiformes; Poeciliidae
Source: RefSeq, a predicted model, not a curated record